Mugil cephalus (flathead mullet) is the source of this 2578-nucleotide messenger RNA. RefSeq names its product GA binding protein transcription factor subunit beta 2a (gene gabpb2a). Gene Ontology annotation, molecular function: protein binding; transcription cis-regulatory region binding. Lineage: Eukaryota; Metazoa; Chordata; Actinopteri; Mugiliformes; Mugilidae. Gene Ontology annotation, cellular component: nucleus. Bases 649 to 1941 code for a protein of 430 amino acids. The transcript has 8 exons. Gene Ontology annotation, biological process: positive regulation of transcription by RNA polymerase II. The record is from RefSeq and is a predicted model, not a curated record.
GAUUCCUGAGGGGAAAAUAUUUCAGUUUAAGGGGAAUUUUGUGAUGUUGAAGGAACUUAACAUAGUUAAACAGCUGACCGUGAUGGUUGAAUGUCCCACUGUGGGACAAAUAAAGGGUUUUCUAUUCCAUCCGAUUAAAGAAGCUGAACUUGUUUUUAAUACAAUCAGGUAACUAAUGUUUUUCCAAACGAUGCUAAUACGUUAAUAACAAAUUCAAUCCGGUCGUUGUCAUGUACAAAAUAUGUGAUGAUAUUUUUACAUUCAGGUUUACGUGACUACAUUUAGUUUUGCACAAUGUUUAUUUUUCCAGUUGAUUUCAAUGUCUAAAUAAUUACGAGAUGUAGAUUUGUUAAAUAUAAACCUUAAAGCGCGAUUCUUCAAUUUAACAGGAAGUUUCAGGUCCCCCCUGACGUCAUCCUAACGUGACGUCGGUUCGGCUCCGCCCAUAGGGAGGUUAACGCGCUCUGGCUUCCACCUCCGGUGUCGCGCCGCCGCCAUUUUUUGUAUCAAAAAGCAGAAUAAAAGCAGGUGUUCGUAAAGGCGCCGUCCACGGGCAGACGGCCUUCACCGUGUGAUUCACGUCAGGAGCCGUAAAGCCACGAAAAUCUCCCAGAGAAGAAGGGGGCGUUAACGUGUUGUCGGUCUAACAUGUUGAUCCUGGGUCAGAUGUCGCUGGUGGACCUGGGGAAGCGUCUGCUGGAGGCGGCGAGGAAGGGUCAGGACGACGAGGUCCGGAACCUGAUGGCCAACGGGGCGCCGUUCACCACCGACUGGCUGGGCACGUCCCCGCUCCACCUGGCUGCUCAGCACGGCCAUUACUCCACCGCCGACGUCCUGCUGAGAGCCGGCGUCAGCAGGGACGCCCGCACCAAGGUGGACCGGACCCCCCUGCACAUGGCGGCCGCCGAGGGCCACGCUGUGAUCGUGGAGCUGCUGGUCCGGGGCGGAGCCGACAUCAAUGCCAAGGACAUGCUGAAGAUGACGGCGCUGCACUGGGCGGCGCAGCACGGCCACCACAGCGUGGCAGAGACCCUCAUCAAACACGGCGCCGACGUGCACGCGCUCAGUAAGUUUGACAAGACACCGUUCGACAUCGCCGUCGACAUCCAGAACACGGAGCUGAUGCUGCUGCUGCAGGAGGGGAUGCAGAACCAGGUGAACAUGAACCAGGUGAGUAUGAACGUGGAGACGAGCAGCAGCACCAACCAACCACAGUUCAUCAUCCAGGGGAUACCUGCCAUCCAGGGGGGCGUGGUCAACCUGGCCGAGCUGCUCAACAAGGCCAACGCAGGAGAUUCAGAGGAGGCGAUGGCUGCCAGUGCCCUGGACUCCAACAUCCAGCAUGCAGCUGUGGUCAACGAGGGGGGUCAGAGGGUCAUCACCAUAGUAACAGAUCAGCAUGGCAACCUGCAGACGACCGGGGGGAUGUCUCAGCCGUUCUUCGUCACCAUGCAGCACGGACAGCAGAUGCUGGCGGUACCGGCCAACACGGUGACGGAGGAGGUGGUGACAGAGGAGCCUCAGCCUCCACCCUCCAGGAAGAGGAAGCUGGAAACCACCAACAACCACAACGACACCGGAGAGACGGAGCUGUUACAGAGGCAGCUGCAGGAGGCCAACAGGAAGGCCCAGGAAUAUCGCCAGCAGCUCCUGCGUAAGGAGCAGGAGGCGGAGGAGUACCGCAUCAAACUGGAGGCCAUGUCCCAGAGCCAGGCCAACAGCACCAACGCCAACAUGGCCGCCGCCGCCGCCGCCAACAUGGCCGCCAGCCCCGAGGAGGUGGUGGGAGGGGAGGAGGACGAGGAGGAGGGGGGUGCGGGGGUGGUGGAGGAGGAGGGGGAGAUGGUGGUGCUGCAGGAGGGAGGCAUCAUCAUGGAGGGGGAGGAGGGGCAGGUGACGCUGGUGGAGACGGGGGGAGAGGCCACGGAGGUGAGCUCCUAACAGGAGGGAGGGGGGGGAGACACGGACUCCUCAGGACGUCCUGGUCCCCGUCCCAUCACGUCUCCUAUCUGGACCUCGUUUUCUUCCCAGACAUGACUUCCUGUUUGUUAAUUAAUCUGUUAAUGUCGCCAUGGAAACCCUCAGCUGGUUCACUAAUUAUGAUUAAUCACAUGGGGGGGGGGCUGAUCUGGAUCAACAUCCUUCAUCCAAACUGGUCUCAGCUGGGGUGACAUGGACUAAGGUAGUUUAGGCUGAACGGACCCCUCAGAACCCGGGUCUCCUGGCACCAGUAGCAGCAGGGACCAGAGGAAGGGGGGCGCGGUUCAGCUGCAUCACUACGACACAGUCACCUGGAGCCGUGGGUCCAGCCCAGCGGGUCCAGCCCAGCGGGUCCAGCCCAGCAGGUCCAGCCCAGCAGGUCCAGUCCAGUCCACUCGGUUCCUCUGACCAGUGACUGUGUCCUCUCUGUUAUCAUAGUUAUUUUUAUAAGCUCUGUGAAGCCGACCUUUUUGUAUGUACAUAUAAAGUUGUAUUUUUUUAACUGUACCUGAACGCUUCAACGUAAUAAUAAUGAUGAUGACGAUGAUGAAGAUGGCUGCCUGUAAUCUGAAAUAUAAACAUGUUCUUUGUAAUAACA